AUGGCUACUGCAGCGCUCCCCGAGAGCUCUCUGCUUUCUUUGCUCUAUCGUUCCUACCCCACUGCCAUCUCGCCUGAUGCUACAGAACUCGACCUCGCUCAAGCGACGCCUAAGAUCUUUUCUCACUACAUCUACACUGAUGCAGAGACAGCAGCUAUCAAACAAUGGCUUACCACGAUACACGGUCUGACCACCGCUUCCACGAAGGGAGAUACGAACGCCAUUGAAGCCAUUUUGAAGGAGAUCAACACACACUUGGCUACACAGACGACAUUACUGGGCGUCAAACCUUCCGUUGCUGAUAUCGCAGCCUACGCUGUGCUUGCUCCCUUAGUUGAGAAGUGGGAUAUUGAACAACGCACUGGCGAGAAGGGUUAUCACUACAUCGUGCGACAUGUGGAUUUCGUGCAGAACGGAUCUCUCUUUGCGCUCAGAAUUCCAGACGAAGAGAAGGUCGUCAUCGACCUCGACAACGUCCGUUUCUUCCCCAAGGCAGCCGACCCCAAGGAAGAGAAGGAGCGAAAGAAGAAGGAAAAGGCUGAGGCUGAGGCGGCAGCCAAGGAGUCAACGGUGGUGACUGGAUUGACCAAGGAACGUGUGCAAGAAGCCCCCGCAACUACAACAGAGGAGACCCCCGCCGCAAAGCGCGAGAGAGAAAAGAAGGAGAAGAAAGAGAAGAAAGAGAAACAAGCUAAACAGCCCAAAGCACCUCCCGCCCCCGCAGCUCCUCCAUCGCCAUCCCUCAUUGACCUCCGUGUCGGCCAUAUUCUCCGUGCCAUCAACCAUCCUAAUGCCGAUUCGCUGUAUGUGUCGACCAUUGACUGCGGCGACGCUCCGGAUAGCGAUAAUACCUCUGUCGAUGAGGCUACAGGAAAGACCGUCCGAACAGUUUGCUCUGGUUUGAACGGCCUUGUACCAUUGGAGGAAAUGCAGGGUCGUAAGGUCGUUGUCGUCUGCAACUUGAAGCCCGUCACUAUGCGUGGCAUCAAGUCCGCCGCCAUGGUGCUCGCCGCAUCCCCCAAGGUUGCCGAAGGCGAAGAUUCACAUGCCGGCCCCGUCGAGUUGGUCAACCCACCUGCAGAUGCUCCUGCUGGUGACCGCGUGUUCUUUGAGGGCUGGAGCGCUGGUGAGCCAGAGAAGCAGCUCAACCCUAAGAAGAAGAUCUGGGAGACCUUCCAGCCUGGAUUUACUACUACAGACAACAUGGAAGUUGGAUUUGAUAGCACGCAAGUUCCAUCUCUAUCGAGCGCAGAGACAGCUGCUACUACCGCUACGUUUGGAAAACUUGUUGCCAAGUCUGGGGGUGUAUGCACUGUGAAGAGUCUCAAGGGAGCCACCGUCCGAUAA
Talaromyces marneffei is the source of this 1347-nucleotide messenger RNA. RefSeq lists its product as uncharacterized. Gene Ontology annotation, cellular component: methionyl glutamyl tRNA synthetase complex. The transcript has a single exon. The record is from RefSeq and is a predicted model, not a curated record. Gene Ontology annotation, molecular function: tRNA binding. Bases 1 to 1347 code for a protein of 448 amino acids. Lineage: Eukaryota; Fungi; Ascomycota; Eurotiomycetes; Eurotiales; Trichocomaceae.